AUGGAUUCAGGGAAGCUGCCCGAUGGUGGUCGACCCUCUCCCGAGCUCUGUCUCCCGCUGCCGCCCAGCCUAUCUUCUAUUGAUCUCUCGCCCACCUUCCUUACAGUCGCUCUCGAAAGUCUUCUCGUCGGUAUCUUCAUCAUCCUCACCUCCGCAUCACUUUAUCUAUGGUUCGGCCGAGCCAGGAGGAAUGCGACAACGACUUCACGUUCUAAACUCCGCGCGGGCUGCCUCACAUUCUGUAGAUGGAUUCGAAACCCUUUGGUCUUUGGGAGCAUUGUACUCUUCGUCAUCGUCCUGGCUCACUGGGCCGGCACAACCACGCGCUUGAUGAUAGCGAUAUCUAUUCUAAACGAGAACCGCUCACCGCUCAUGUUCUACACCGACCUCGCCCAUCCAACUUCCGUGUUGCUGUGUUUACUCGUCGCCAUCUCUGCGCCCGUUGUAGACUCUCUCUUGAUAUGGAGAUUAUGGGUAGUCUCUGGUAGAUCCAAGAUCCUGAUCCUCCCACCCAUUCUCGCAGUCGCGACGUUCCUCGCGGAUGGCCUGAGAGUCACAGUUUGGUUCACGAAUGCGCACGGAAAGUCGAUAUUCGACCCUGAAAUCAAGUACUGGAUACUCGCAAACAUCGUCCUUACAGCACUAUCUAAUCUUUACUGUUCCGGCGAGUGUUCCCCGCUUUCUCUCCGUCUAAUCAUUGUCGCUAAAUUUCGAAUUCUAGUUGGCCUCAUGUACCACAUUUAUCGAAUCAGCACCGAAAUGAGCAAGGCGUACACAGAAGACUCCUCUCUUCCACCUACGCGGUCCAUACUAAACAUCAUCAUCGAAAGUGCCACCAUCCAUACCGCCUGGUCGAUUCUCACCCUCGUCUCCUACAUAACCCAAAACAACAUCGCGAUCAUGACACUCGACAUGGGUCCAGUGGUCGCCUCCAUCGCCUUUAUGCUCAUCAACGUCCGAGUGGGGCUUGGAUGGGAUAUUCGUCGUCGAACAGAGUGCGAGUAUGACCAUGAUAGUCGGUAUACUCAGCCGCCGUCGAGGUUCGAAGCUGCACGGAGGUCGCGGACGUCGUCGAAUCAGGAGUUGUUAUCCGAGUCGUCCUCGAAGCGGAGUACGUUGAGGAGUACAUUGAGGAGUUCUGACAUCCCGAUGUCUAGUUUGAGUCGAUGGGACACGAAUACGACUAAGGUUUGA
Coprinopsis cinerea okayama7#130 is the source of this 1194-nucleotide messenger RNA. RefSeq lists its product as hypothetical. Bases 1 to 1194 code for a protein of 397 amino acids. The record is from RefSeq and is a predicted model, not a curated record. The transcript has 7 exons. NCBI's taxonomy places the organism in Eukaryota, Fungi, Basidiomycota, Agaricomycetes, Agaricales, Psathyrellaceae.